Phytophthora nicotianae INRA-310 is the source of this 792-nucleotide messenger RNA. RefSeq lists its product as hypothetical. Gene Ontology annotation, cellular component: axoneme. Gene Ontology annotation, molecular function: dynein heavy chain binding. NCBI's taxonomy places the organism in Eukaryota, Oomycota, Peronosporomycetes, Peronosporales, Peronosporaceae. The transcript has 2 exons. Bases 1 to 792 code for a protein of 263 amino acids. The record is from RefSeq and is a predicted model, not a curated record.
AUGAUCCCCCCGCAAAGCUCACUAGUGAAGUACAAUAACCCGAUCCUUGUAAGUUCUAGCAAGGAUAAGGCACUACUGAAAGGUAAAAGGCCUGGCGCUACCAAGUUCGGAAACCAGCCGCCGAAUGGUGACUCGAAUGGAUCAGGGGCUCCACCAGUACUCAAGCCGACGGUGUUCACCGGCAGUAACACUCACAGUGGUAAUCCUACGGAAGAUAUACUGAAUUCGAUCCUACCACCGAAAGAAUGGACCGAAGACGGACAGCUGUGGGUACAAUAUGUGUCGAGUACCCCAGCAACAAGACUGGAUGUGGUGAAUCUGCAAGAGCAGUUGGAUCUGAGACUGCAACAGAGGCAGGCAAGGGAGACCGGUAUCUGUCCCGUUCGAGAAGAACUCUACGCUCAGUGCUUUGAUGAGCUGAUCAGACAGAUCACGAUCAACUGCUCAGAGCGAGGAUUGUUGCUGCUACGUGUGCGUGACGAGGCACGGAUGACCAUUGCUGCUUACCAGACGCUGUACGAGUCCAGCAUCGCGUUUGGAAUGCGUAAAGCGCUUAUGGCUGAGCAGAAGAAGAUGGAAGCAGAGCAGCAGAUCCGCACCCUCGAAGGUGAACUACGAGACUUGACGUCGCAGAUUGAAGAGCUGAGCACGAGAUGUGAGGCUGUGGCACGUCGCGAGGAGGAGAAGAAGGCUCAGGAUGAGAAGAAACAUCAAGAAGAGGUGGAAUUGCUGCGUAAGAACAACGAUCAACUCAAAGCGAGUCUUGAGAGCAUGUUAGCUGCUCCCAAGUAG